This is a messenger RNA of Polychytrium aggregatum, 1810 nucleotides long. Its product is annotated as major facilitator superfamily domain-containing protein. Gene Ontology annotation, molecular function: transmembrane transporter activity. The record is from RefSeq and is a predicted model, not a curated record. The transcript has a single exon. The coding region runs from base 233 to 1780 and encodes 515 amino acids. Gene Ontology annotation, biological process: transmembrane transport. Lineage: Eukaryota; Fungi; Chytridiomycota; Chytridiomycetes; Polychytriales.
CGGCCACACCUCUCUCGGGGGCUGUUGAGACCCUCCCCCACUCCCUGUUCUCACAGCAACGUCGAUCGGCCUGACUCCUGUCCCCUGAACACCUCCACCAACGCAAUCCAGACUCGCUGCCACCCCAAGCCGGAGCAACUGCCGCCUGCCUGAUCCCACCUUGCUUUGCGUUUAACUGUCCCGCCGCGGUCUGCAACUACAUCUCAAUCGUGUUGUCUACACCUGACUCGUCAUGGCAUCAACGUUCUCUGACCGAUUCCGGAGCUCGUCCUUCAACGGCUUUCCGAUGAUGCAGUGCAUCCUGCUUCUCACCAAUGUGCUUCCCGAGGUCCUCAUCCACCACAUGCUGGUGCCGCUGUAUCCGUUCAUGGCCAGGACCCUCAUCAGCCCAACAUCUCAAGGCAUCGUCAUGGCCGGCGACAAACCGGCCUAUGCCUACUAUGCCGGCCUGCUCCAGUCGGCCUACUUCUUCCCCACAAUCUUCAUGACAAUCGUCUGGGGCACAGCCUCAGACAAAGUCGGCCGCAAGCCCAUCCUCCUUCUCGGGCUUGUCGGCUACUGCACCGGCACACUGUGCCUCGGCCUCAGCACGCAGUACUGGCUGGCCGCUCUCGGCUUGUCCAUCAGCGGUGCCUUUGCUGCCAACACCGUCGUUGCCAAAGGCAUGAUAGGCGAGCUUGCAAGCGACGACCAGAGCCGAGCCUGGGGCUAUUCCAUGUACGGAGUGGUCUUUGGUGCUGCCGGCAUCGUCGGCUCGCUGCUUGGAGGGCUCCUUGGCGACAAGGCUCUGUUUCAAGGAGUGCAGUUUCUCGAAGAGCGACCCUAUUUCGUUGCCUGUGCCCUGGGUGCUGUCCUGGCCCUCAUCGGCAUCGCCCUCGACAUUCAGUUUUUGCGAGAAGCCCACGACUCGUCGCACUCGUACCAGGGACUGACCGGCCAAGACUUUGGCGAAGAGCUCGAUCCCCUGGACGAGUCGUUCAUCAUGGAGCCGGUUGCAAGCUCCGGCUCCAAACUUCCCCACGAUCAUCUCGUUGGCGACGACGAGGGCGAUGAUGACGACUCGUCCUCCUCCGAUGUAGUCCGCGGCAAGUUCAAGCCAUCCGUGCAUGGUGCAACAGCCGUCCCCGCAUUCCUGCGACCCAUGGUCCAGUUCUUCCGUUCUUGCUGGAGACUACUUUCGAUCCGGACAAUCAUGCCGAUGCUUUUGUAUUCGAUCUAUGCUCUCUCAAACAGCAUCUACGGCACCUCACUCCCGCUGCUUGCUUCGGCAAGCCACGAAGCCGGCGGCUUUGGCAUGGGCACUGGCGAGACCGGAGCCGCAGUUAUGACCACAAGCAUCGCAAAACUCGGGGCCAAGAUCCUCUUUUACCCCGUCCAGAGACGCUUCGGGACCGUGUGGACGUACCGCAUCGGCUGCCUGCUGAUUAUCCCAGCCGUGCUGCUCCCUCCCAUCUUUGGACAGAUCUCGACCUGGCCGGCACUGAUAGCGGCGGCGUGCUUUAUCGGCGUCGGCGAAGGAUGGCUCUACAUCAGCGUGGUCAUGAUGAUCACCGACUCGGUCAAGGUCAAGCACUUGGGACUUAUCCACGGACUUGCAGGAUGCAUGGCCUCGGUCGUCCGCACAAUUGGUCCGGCGGUCUCGGGGCUUGUUUGGCAAGUGGGCUCGGACCUGCAUAGUCCCUGGCUCGUUUUUGCGAUGGCCUCGCUGUCCGCAACCUCUGGCUUCCUGGCCACGUUCUAUAUGCCGUCGCGGGAAGGUCCUUCCGGAUAUGCAAUCUGAUGUAUGCCACGCUACAAACAUCAUCACCCG